AAUAAGCAUGUUAUGAAUGCUUAUUUGUACAAAGGUUACUUCUUAAUAACGAACUAAACACAUACAUAAUUAAGGAAAUACGAAAGAUUGAAACUUCCUCGAAAUUUUAGUGUUACCGACAUCAUCAUCAGAAUAUCAGCUUCUUCGUCUGGAACAGAAGGAAAACAUAAAAAUGGUGCGCCUGUCUGUCGUAACUUUGAUUGCCUGUUUUGUAUCUAUUAGUAUAGUCAUGCAAGGAGCUGACGCCCAGAAUUGUGCUUCUACAGAAACAAUUGGAUGCCAAAUGAGUUACGACGGUGCAGUAGGAAUAGCAGAAGGAGACAAGAAGAUAAUAUGCAGUGCAGCGAAUUCCUUUCUUGGUUGUUUGAAACAAGUUGUUACUGACUGCAACAUGACUGACCCUUCUGUCGUAAGCCAAACAAUUGCUCCUGGCAAACAGGCACUUUCUGAUAAUAAAUGUGGAAGCGGAGUUGGCCCCCAGGAUUGUGCUUCACCAGAAGAAAACUCAUGCCAAAGGAGUUACGACGACUCGGAAGGAAUUGCAAAAAAAGAUAAGAAAAAAAUAUGCAGUGCAGCGAAAACCUUGCUGGAUUGUUUGAACAAAGUUGUCACUGACUGCAACAUGACAGACCCUACUAUCGUAAGACAAACAAUUGCUCCUGGCAAACUGGCCCUCUCUGAUAAUAAAUGUGGAAGCGGAAAUAGAGCUGGAAGUCUUGUUUUCAACUUGUAUGCUAUGGUGUUAGUACUUAUAUUUUAUAAAGUGUUUUAGAUAAAUCUACAUAAAAAUAUUUAUAAUUAAAUUUGGACAAAUAUUCAUGAACCAAAUCCUAUUGGAACACUUUCAGAUAUUGUCUAUUG
Molecule: messenger RNA, 861 nt
Organism: Mytilus trossulus (common blue mussel)
Lineage: Eukaryota; Metazoa; Mollusca; Bivalvia; Mytilida; Mytilidae
Exons: 7
Coding region: 173-772 (199 amino acids)
Source: RefSeq, a predicted model, not a curated record